Molecule: messenger RNA, 360 nt
Organism: Oikopleura dioica
Lineage: Eukaryota; Metazoa; Chordata; Appendicularia; Copelata; Oikopleuridae
Source: the annotation of a GenBank genome assembly
AUGUUGAUCAGUAUUUCCGACAUUGAAAGCUAUACUGGCUUUCGUGUAGUUUUGCCUAUGCAUCGAGGAAAAAGCCUGCUACCGAUAGAAGAAGUGAAAGACGAAAUAACAGGAGAGUCAGCAGUUUUUCUUGACGUUGGUUUUUGCUCUGGUUUCUGCCCGACAACGCAUCGGUCACCGUAUGACCACGUUGUGCACGAGUCAAAGAUUCAAAAGCGGCAAACCAUCGUCGGCUGUUCGUCCUCUUCUACCGAAGACCUUGUUCUUCUAAGUCCAAGAGGAACUCUCGUCAGAAUUGACUCUCUGAUAACAAAAACCUGUUCUUGCAAAAGAUUUCAUUCUUGCGAAUAUUUUUAUUAA